Molecule: messenger RNA, 603 nt
Organism: Arabis nemorensis
Lineage: Eukaryota; Viridiplantae; Streptophyta; Magnoliopsida; Brassicales; Brassicaceae
Source: the annotation of a GenBank genome assembly
AUGAUGAAAAUGAAAACUGGAUCAACCGUGACCACUGCCGGCGACGGCGAGGGUGGAUUGGAGGUCCGACCUGGAGGAAUGGUUGUACAAAGAAGAACAGAUCAUAACUCAAACGUGACACGUGUCAUUCGGAUCCGGGUCAAAUACGGGUCGGUCCAACACGAGAUCAGUAUCAACUCUCAAUCUUCUUUCGGGGAAUUGAAGAAGAUAUUGUCAGGUGAGACAGGAGUUCAUCAUCAAGACAUGAAGAUUCUAUACAAAGACAAAGAAAGAGAUUCAAACAUGUUUCUUGAUCUUUCUGGUGUUAAAGAUGGUUCUAAACUCAUUCUUAAAGAAGAUCCGGUUUCUCGGGAGAAACGUUUACUGGAAAUGAGGAAAAUCGCAGUCAAAGAGAAAGCGCUUAAAACAAUCUCCGACAUUACUUUUCAAGUCGAUAGACUCGCCGGAAAAUUGUCGGCGUUUGAUUCAGUGAUUGGUAAAGGAGGGAAAGUUGAAGAGAAGAAUUUGGAGGAUUUGAUGGAGAUUUUGAUGAGUCAUUUGGUGAAGCUUGAUGAAAUUUCAGGAGAUGGAGAAGUUAAAUUGAAGAAGAUGAUUCAGAGUUAA